GAUCAUUUUUUUAUCGCGAACCCUUCUCCCAACUCCUCAUCUCAUGCGGCCUUCUCCAUCCAACUCCUCUCCGGCCUCCAGAUCCGGGGCGUCAACAAGGCUGUGUACUCCUGGAGAAAUUGAUCGUCGGGGUUUCCGCGGAAGCAAUUUGGAGUCAACUAGAGUGAAAUACGAUUUUUUUUCUCAUACCCGCACGAAGCCACUGCCUUGGGCGAUCUCAGUAGCGGCCAGGGAGUUAGGUUUGGCAGCUCGAGGAGGGAGGGUAGAGAUGGGAGAGGUGGCGGCGAGUGGGCGGCGGAGGAUGGUCGGUGAGCUCGGGAGGGACGUGCAGUGGCUCAGGGAGGGAAGGUGGUGGGAUUGAGAAGCAAGGCGAGCCUCAGGGUGGCACGGACGAGCUUCAGAGGGCAGUGUGCAGCAGAGGCCUUUUUCCUCCUUCCAUUCUUUCCCUAUUUUCAUCCGAAUACACAACUUUCUCCCUCUUUUUUCCUCUCCCUCCCUCUCCCUUCCCUCCUUUCUCUCCUCCCCUCAUUUCUCUUCUUCCCCUUCUCUUCCUUUCUCCCUGAAUGCACACUGUGUAAGCAACACUAAGUUCAUCACGGUCCUGAUAUUUUGUUUGUUAAAAUUAGAAAAUUGAAUAGACAAAUUAUCUCUCUGUUUUCAGCCUUUACAAUUGUUUCUUUGAUGAAUCAAUAUAAUUUGGCUUACUUCUUUUUCCAUCUUCUAGAUACUGAAAAUGGAAAAGGAUUCAAGUUUCUCACGAGGAAGUGAAAUGUCUCUACUGGAGCAAUUUGAAGGUAUAUUGGAAGGAGAUAAACUCAUUGAUGAAAUAGGUUUCUUGGGCCCAUCUCAGUUUGCUUCACUAGAUCAGGAUUUAAGUGGUUCUUCUCUUGACCAGUGCACUCCUAUUCAGUUGGUUGAUGUUAGUCUAGAGACUAAUAUAGCAGAGUUGAAUACAGUUCAAUAUGACAAAAAAAAUUUCUGGAACAGAAAUAAUAAACUGGCAAUCUCCACUGAUGUGCUAUCUCAUUUGUACAUUGCUGCUCGCAUGCAUAUAUGUACGCAUCUAGAAGAUAUAAACCAUCUAUCAACUUAACACUGAACAAAGGUGCCUUUUGCAAUGCAUCUGCUCAGGAAAACUCUGAUCACCUUCUUGAAGAUGAAAUUCUAAAACACACGAAGGCCUUACUGAUUUUAAGCUGCAACUUCAGCAGUGCUUGGAAUGACAGCUGCGCAGAUCAUACUAGGCUUUAGUGGCCUAUGGCGCCUUGUAGUAAGAUUACUGAGUCCUCUUUCGGCUGCACCACUGGUUGCUCUGGUUGGCUUUGGCCUCUACCAACAUGGAUUUCCUGCAGUUGCAAAAUGUAUAGAAAUUGGACUUCCGCAGCUAAGACUGCUCAUAAUACUUUCACAGUAUAUUCCACAUGCAAUGCAAUCAAGGAAGCAUGUUGUCGAACUGUUUGCACUCAUAAUCUCGGUUGGAAUUGUAUGGCUUUUUGCCUUGAUCCUCACUGUGGGAGGUGCAUAUAGACAUGCACCUAGAAGAACUCAACUUCACUGUCGUACUGACCGGUCUGGGCUCAUCGGAGCAUCUCCAUGGAUAAGAAUCCCCUACCCUUUUCAAUGGGGGACUCCAACUUUUGAUGCUGGUGAAGCUUUUGCCAUGAUGGUUGCUUCAUUUGUUGCUCUUGUAGAGUCGACUGGAGGUUUUAUAGCUGUUUCAAGGCUUGCAAGUGCCACACAAGUGCCACCAUCAGUUUUAAGUCGAGGUGUUGGAUGGCAGGGAAUUGGAGUUUUGCUGGAUGGGAUAUUUGGAACAGUAAACGGAUCAGUACACUAGGGAAUUGGAGUUUGUAUUUGUUUACUACUAGGGAAUUGGAGUUUUGCUGGAUGGACUUGAAACAUAUUAUUGCUAUUUUUGUAGGUGGAUACAGGACAGUCGAGAUCAGUACACUAAGGAGCGUCUGGAUUCAGUAAUUGAUCAGUACACUAAGCGUCUGGAUUCAGUAACUACUGUACUAUUUUGAGUAAAUAGAUUGUUGGCUACUUUAGUAUUCAGUAUUCAGUAAACUGAUUGUUGGCUAAACAGAUUGUAGCUGUUUAAAACAAAUUUGUUGUGCUCUUUUAUUUUAUAUGUGAAUAUCACUAUAUACUUUGAAAUA
Messenger RNA from Zingiber officinale, 2159 nucleotides. Its product is annotated as nucleobase-ascorbate transporter 6-like. The coding region runs from base 1220 to 1837 and encodes 205 amino acids. Gene Ontology annotation, biological process: transmembrane transport. The record is from RefSeq and is a predicted model, not a curated record. Gene Ontology annotation, molecular function: transmembrane transporter activity. Gene Ontology annotation, cellular component: membrane. The transcript is spliced from 9 exons. NCBI's taxonomy places the organism in Eukaryota, Viridiplantae, Streptophyta, Magnoliopsida, Zingiberales, Zingiberaceae.